This is a messenger RNA of Enterobius vermicularis (human pinworm), 594 nucleotides long. The record is from the annotation of a GenBank genome assembly. Lineage: Eukaryota; Metazoa; Nematoda; Chromadorea; Rhabditida; Oxyuridae.
AUGAAAAAGGCGAAUAACUGUCCAGCUGGACCACCAGGCCCACAAGGACCUAAAGGAGAAAAAGGGUUGGAUGGUAUUCCUGGUGAGGAUGGUAAAGAUGGCAUCGAUGGAGUCGCUCUUCUUUUUGAAGAAAGCCGAGAGUCUGGUUGUAUCAAGUGCCCGGCAGGCCCUCCUGGACCUCCAGGACCUACGGGACCAGCAGGAAAACAAGGACCGGAUGGUACGCCUGGAAAACGAGGACCUCCUGGAGGUGAUGGCAAACCAGGGCCAGCUGGAGAGAAGGGUGUCAGUGGACCACAAGGUCCGCCAGGCCCACCAGGCCCACAAGGACCGAAAGGCAAAGAUGGUAAACGAGGAAUAGGAAAACCUGGGCCUAAGGGACCGCCAGGACUGCCAGGUCCACCAGGAGAAAUGGGCAAGAAGGGAAUCCCUGGUGAAAAUGGGCCGGUAGGUGAACAAGGACCACCAGGCCCUAUGGGCGAGAAAGGUAGUGCGGGUGAGGAUGGCAAGCCUGGUCCACCUGGUAUUCCUGGUAUUCCUGGAAAUGACGCACAGUACUGUCCUUGCCCAAAACGCCUCUCAGUUAAGGCUUGA